Messenger RNA from Diaporthe batatas, 488 nucleotides. RefSeq lists its product as uncharacterized. The coding region runs from base 6 to 488 and encodes 160 amino acids. The transcript is spliced from 2 exons. NCBI's taxonomy places the organism in Eukaryota, Fungi, Ascomycota, Sordariomycetes, Diaporthales, Diaporthaceae. The record is from RefSeq and is a predicted model, not a curated record.
CAAAAAUGCACGCCACCGCAGCCCUCCUCACCCUCCUCCCCGCCGCCGCCAUGGCCUGGGACCAGAAGCUCUGCAACGGCGUCGGCGGGUGCCAGGGCCUGACCUGGAUCAGCGACUUCGGCUACACCUGCCCCUCGGGCGCCCAGAUCGGCAUGCAGGCCACCGCCCACGCCCUGCUCGAGAUCGCCCAGGGCAGUUACGAGUACGUCGCCUCGGACGAGUUCCCGGCCUCGUGCGAGCGCAGCGCCGACAUCCCCGGGCCAUCCGAGACCACCCACCUCGUCAAGCACACCGUCACCGAGGGCUCCGGCAAGGGCCUCACCUUCUACGGCUACAUCACCGACAAGUGCACCGAAAAGGUCGUCGCCACCCCUGGCGACUGCUACCUUUCUAACCCCAACCCGUCCCCAUUCACCCAGUGCCGCGUCACCGAGAAGGACGACAAGACCUUCUGCACCCAGGACCCGGCCCUGAACCUCGGCCCAUAA